Messenger RNA from Aureobasidium pullulans EXF-150, 2201 nucleotides. RefSeq lists its product as uncharacterized. The transcript has 2 exons. NCBI's taxonomy places the organism in Eukaryota, Fungi, Ascomycota, Dothideomycetes, Dothideales, Saccotheciaceae. The record is from RefSeq and is a predicted model, not a curated record. Bases 444 to 2165 code for a protein of 573 amino acids.
CGACGUUCUUUUGACUCUACUAGUACCUCUCGGAGUAUUAUUGUUUCCACCACAAGCAAGUGUCGUCGUUAUAUUUCGUCGCUCCGCCUUGACACCCGUUAUGACCUUUGAUAUUAAGUUUCAUCAGAACGAGGAAGCUGAGCUCGUGAGGCUCCCAAAUCUGGCAAACGCACCGCCGUUUUAGAGUUCCUGUAGUCGCUGGCCUACAGUAGUGCGGGCGUGCUACGCUGAUCACAUCAAAGGUGGGUCGAGGAGAUCGUGCUCACCGGUAGAUCUCACAUGUUUGGUAAAGCGGAUCGGGACGUGACCGUCAUCCUGGUUAUUGGUAUAUCCCUGAGAUCUGCAACGUCCAUGCUGAAUAGGUUCAAAGCACGAAUUGAUUGGCAAUUGAUGGUGUGCUGGUGAGGAUACCGCGCGGACGAUGACAUGGGGAAGACUGUGGUAUGAAUUGCCGUCAUCAUGUAUCCUCUUUCCAGCAUGCCGCGUGUCUCUUCAAUUGCUCUUUGCAGCAAUUCAAACUUACUGACAUCUUGAGCUCUGACACAAACGAAUCCGCAAGCAUGGCUCGACGCUCAUCGUAUCCCAUGCAAUCGGAGCCUGUCUCAACACCUGCACCCUUUUCACCUGUAGAACACCCGCCGAGCAAACCAAGCAAUCGCCAAUUGCCCAGAUAUCUUCGCGCAAUCGAAGACCAGGAUACACCAAAAGGUCGUACCUUGAUCAUCUGUCUUGAUGGUACUGGCGACAAAUUCGACGGAGAUAACAGCAACAUCGUACAUCUCGUCAGCUGCCUCAAGAAAGAUGAUCCACAACAACUCACAUACUAUCAAACGGGCAUUGGCACAUACAACAGUGGAGGUCUGAGCGAUGGCAUUGCAGCUGCCGUCGACAUGGCCGUGGGUAGCGGUCUCGGUGUCCAUAUCAGAGAUGCCUACCGCUUUCUCAUGCAGACCUACCGCGAAGGUGACAAGAUCUGCCUUUUUGGCUUCUCGAGAGGCGCAUACACAGCUCGCUGCCUCGCAGGCAUGCUUCACAAAGUUGGACUUUUGCCAGCACACAAUCGCGCUCAGAUACCAUUCGCGUACAAGUUCUACAAGGACGACACUCAAAAUGGAUGGGACAUGAGCGCCGACUUCAAGAGAACUUUCUGCAUCGACGUCAAUGUGUACUUCGUCGGAGUCUUCGACAGUGUUGCCAGUGUUGGCUUCAUCCCGAGAAAACUGCCGUUGAGUAGUACUCCAAAGAACAAGCCAUUCUACUUCAGACAUGCUAUGGGCUUGGAUGAGCGCAGAUCCAAGUUCAAAGUAUGUCGGUAUCAGCAAAAAGAUCACACCGACCCUGAAUCUCGCUGGACCACAAAAGCUGCAACCGAAGGCCAGGCCGAACCACCGCGACAAAGACUCGAGUCCAACAGCACUGCCGAGACAUACACCGAAGGCGAAAAGAUCCAAAGAGUCGGCUCCGACGCCAACAAUGUCGCAAGAGAUGUCGACUGUCUCGAAGUCUGGUUCGCCGGCUGCCACGCCGACGUCGGAGGCGGCGCAGUCGCAAAUGAACAACGACACAAACCAUCUCAAAUCCCCCUCCGCUGGAUGAUACGCCAAUGCUUCGAAUGCAACACCGGGAUCCUCUUCAAUACACACCGUCUCGCCGAAGAAGGCAUCGAUGUCCACAUGCUCUACCCAGUCUACCACAAACUCGAAAGACCAACCGUGGGCCCUUCCCCGAAGACGAUGGAGAAAUACCAUCAAGGCGAAAUAGCACCUAUCUCUCGUAGGUCAACAGUGUUGGAAGCACAAGACGACGACCACAAACACGGUUUCUACAACGUAAAUCUCUGGCAAGAUGCAGAAAAGCAAAAGAUCGCCGAACACUGGGUGCCCGAACAAAUGGAAGAUUGUCUCGAUGCAAUCGCACCGCUGAACGAUCAACUCGUACAAGCCAAGUUCUGGUGGAUUUUGGAAGUAUGGCCGAUCAAAGUCCGUCUGCAGCCGAAAGAUUCGGACACUUGGGUGAAGAAGGUGAGGAUGAAUAUGGGUAGAUAUCGUGUUGUUCAGGAGUCAGAGCCGAAUCUGCAUUGGACGGUGCAGCAGCGCAUGCAGGAUACUGGCUAUAAGCCGCAAGUUCGACUUGGCAGGAAUGCGGCUUGGAGAUUCAUUGUCUAGAUAUCUUGUAGCAGUACACAUCUAAGAUCUGCGAUG